Messenger RNA from Pseudopodoces humilis (Tibetan ground-tit), 7516 nucleotides. It is a transcript of the gene ZC3H7B, whose product is annotated as zinc finger CCCH-type containing 7B. Lineage: Eukaryota; Metazoa; Chordata; Aves; Passeriformes; Paridae. Gene Ontology annotation, molecular function: protein binding; metal ion binding; miRNA binding. Gene Ontology annotation, biological process: miRNA processing. The record is from RefSeq and is a predicted model, not a curated record.
CAUUAAAAUUAGAACGGAGAGUCGACUGCUGGAGCGCUUUAUUUUUUAGAUUUUUUUUUUUUUUUUUAAAGCCUAAUUCACCUUAAAGAAUCUCAAAACCAGCCACAAGGGAAAGAUUUGUGAGUUUUUGUAAUGGAAAGCGGUAGCCUCUAGGGCCCAGAGGAUAUGCAGGGAGGCAUUUUCUCCUGCUGGUGCAGCUGGGAGCGAGCGAGAGAGAGCGAGACCUGGAAAUGAAAGUAAAGAGAUCAGGAGGCACAUGGAGGGAGCUGCAGGGGCAGCCGAUCCAGAAGCAGAAUGCUGCCUUCUAUAAUUAAAUAGCACUUACUAUUAUUAUUACUUCUAGUAAUAAUACAUUAAUAAUAUCUGUAGUAAUACAAUACCAUUUAUCAAGGAAAGUUUAUACAUAGUGUGGGGGGGAAAACCCGAGGAGAGCAACUAUAAUGGAGAGGCAGAAGAGAAAACAAGAGAUAGAGAAAGGACUUCAGUUCAUUCAGUCCACAUUACCCCUAAGCCAAGAAGAUUAUGAGGCCUUUUUGCAGAAGCUGGUGAGAAACUUGUUUGCAGAGGGCAAUGAUUUGUUCCGAGAGAAGGAUUUCAAGCUUUCCCUGGUACAGUACGUAGAAGGGCUGAACGUGGCGGAUUACGCAGCCUCCGACGAGGUGACCAUCCCAAAGGAACUCCUCUGCAAGCUCCACGUCAACCGAGCUGCCUGCUACUUUGCCAUGGGGUUGUAUGAGAAGGCACUGGAAGACAGCGAGAAGGCUUUAAGUCUCGACAAGGAGAACAUCCGAGCGCUAUUCCGGAAAGCCCGUUCCUUAAAUGAACUUGGAAGACACAAAGAAGCAUAUGAGUGCAACAGCCGAUGCUUGCUGUCCCUCCCACAUGAUGAAAGUGUCACACAGCUUGGACAGGAGCUUGCCCAGAAGCUGGGACUGAGGGUUCGAAAAGCAUAUAAAAGGCCUCAGCAGGAAUUGGAAACAUUCUCACUACUCAGUAAUGGCACGUCAAUCAAUUCAUCAAACCAGACUACUUCCAAUGGAUUGGGCUCAAUAGAUGACAUUGAAGCAGACUGCUCUAUGGACCUGCAGUGCCUCCCAGCUCCUGUGGCCACCUCCAUCCCUGUGAAUGAGGGGAUGGCCCCUUUGCCCUCUGACUCAGAUGCAAAGGGCUUGCCCACCUCACUUCCUGCUGCCAGCUUGCUCCCGUCUCCAGACUGUGUACCCUUGCCAGUGCCUGAGAACACGGAGGACUUCACAGAUGGGGACAUCAUUGGGGAAGAGCUAGACUCCCUCCUGGAUUCCCUUGCUGAAGGGUCACCAUACCCUCUAUCUCUGGUCCAGGGCACCAUUCCUACCAACCUGCCAACAGAGAUGCCCCAGUUGAUUCCUGUGUUUCCGGGAGGAACUCCACUGCUGCCUCCAGUUGUGACAGCCAGCAUUCCUGUCUCCACCCCUCUGCCACCUGCCUCCUUUGGCCUGGUAAUGGAUCCCACCAAGCAGCUCUCCUCCUCCUCUGUUCUGGAUGCCUUCGAGGCCCCACAAGGAGGAAGUGGCGGCUCCACUUUAGAUUCGCUGGAUUCCCUGGAUCUGCUUCCAUACACAGAUACACGGCUUGAUGCCCUGGACUCCUUUGGGACAAGCAGGGGGUCACUGGAUACCUUGGACUCCUUUACCAUUGAAGAAACUAGCUCUCAGGAACUGCGACACGCACCUGGCAGCCAAAAGCCAGCCCCAGCGGUCAGCCUUGGUGGAGUGAGUCACCCAGCUGCACCCAAGGCCACCGAGCACCUGCUGUCCCAGCCAGAACCAGUAAUGCCCAACACGGCUCUGCUGGUGAAGAACCCCUUGGCGUCUACUCAUGUUUUCAAACAAGCCUGUCAUAUCUGCUACCCCAAAACAGGGCCCAAGGCUGGCGAUUACACCUAUCGGGAAGGCUUGGAGCACAAGUGCAAGCGGGACAUCCUGCUGGGCAGGCUAAAGAACUCAGAAGACAAGACCUGGAAGAGGAUCCGUCCUCGCCCAACCAAAACCAACUUUGUAGGAUCCUAUUAUCUGUGCAAAGAUAUGCUUAACAAGCAGGACUGUAAGUACGGGGAUAACUGCACCUUCGCGUACCACCAGGAAGAGAUCGACGUGUGGACGGAGGAGAGGAAGGGGACCCUCAACCGUGACCUCCUCUUUGACCCACUAGGUGGGAUCAAGCAGAGCAGCCUCACAAUUGCCAAGCUCCUCAAGGAACAUCAGGGCAUCUUCACCUUCCUCUGUGAGAUUUGCUUUGACAGCAAACCCCGGAUUAUCAGCAAAGGGACCAAGGACACACCAUCUGUCUGCUCCAACCUUUCUGCAAAACACAGUUUCCAUGACAACAAGUGUCUGGUCCACAUUGUGCGUUCCACCUCCCUGAAAUAUUCCAAGAUCCGUCAGUUCCAGGAGCACUUCCAGUUUGACGUGUGUCGACAUGAGGUGCGUUACGGCUGCCUGCGUGAGGACAGCUGCCACUUUGCUCACAGUUUCAUUGAGCUCAAGGUCUGGCUGCUGCAGCAAUAUUCAGGAAUGACCCACGAAGAUAUCGUGCAGGAGUCUAAGAAGUACUGGCAACAGAUGGAGGCACAUGCCAGCAAACCAGCCAACAGCGUGGCUUCUCCCCGGACUCCCACGUCAAGCACCUUUGACCUCCAGAUGAAAUUUGUGUGUGGCCAGUGCUGGAGGAACGGGCAGCUGGUGGAGCCAGAUAAAGACCUCAAGUACUGUAGUGCCAAAGCCCCCCACUGUUGGACAAAGGAACGCCGUGUCCUGCUGGUGAUGUCCAAAGCUAAGAAGAAGUGGGUGUCAGUCCGACCACUGCCUUCCAUCCGUAAUUUCCCACAGCAAUAUGAUUUGUGUAUCCAUGCACAGAAUGGCAGGAAAUGCCAGUAUGUAGGCAACUGCUCUUUUGCCCACAGCCCUGAGGAGAGAGACAUGUGGACCUUCAUGAAGGAAAAUAAAAUACUAGAUAUGCAGCAGACCUAUGACAUGUGGCUAAAGAAACACAAUCCUGGGAAGCCUGGAGAGGGAACACCACUCACCUCGCGAGAAGGGGAGAAACAGAUCCAGAUGCCCACUGACUAUGCGGACAUCAUGAUGGGCUACCACUGCUGGCUCUGUGGGAAAAACAGCAACAGCAAGAAGCAAUGGCAGCAGCACAUCCAGUCAGAGAAGCACAAGGAGAAGGUCUUCACCUCAGACAGUGACUCCAGCUGCUGGAGCUACCGUUUCCCCAUGGGCGAAUUCCGGCUCUGCGAGAGGUUCCAGAAGAACAAGACCUGUCCUGAGGGAGAGGAGUGUCGCUAUGCCCAUGGGCAGGAUGAGCUGACAGAGUGGCUAGACCGGAGGGAAGUGCUGAAACAGAAAUUGGCCAAAGCUCGCAAGGACAUGCUGCUCUGCCCCAGGGAUGACGACUUCGGGAAAUACAACUUCCUAUUGCGGGAUGACGUAUAGUAUGAGCUGGGAGGAGUCUGUCAGCAGCAGAAACACGGGGUGGGUUUUCCGAGUGUCAGUAGCAGGGAGAGCGAGAUCUCUGUCUCGCAAAGAGAACUUUUUCUUUCCUUUUGUUUUAAGAUUAUGAGAUGAUGAUUUAUUAGUGAAUGAAUUUGUGAAUUUGAUUCUCGUUGGCCAGCGACGCCAUGCUCACUGAGUUUGUGAUCCAACUUUUCUCUCUUCUUUCCCCCAAAUUCUCCUUCCACUUCAUCUUUUUGUUUUUACUGUCCUUCGUUCAAAGGAAUUAAUUCAGUCUAUACUGGGCUGCAAAUCGGAGAAUUUCUCCUUGUGUCAUUCUUCUGUCUUUCAAUUCAGAGUAUGACUGCAGAGGUGUGGAGGACAAAGCUGAGAGAGAGGGACAAAAAGUGGAUGCCCCAUCCCUAGAACUGUUCAAGGACAGGUUAGAUAGAGCUCUGAACAAUGUGGCCUAGUGGAACAUUUAGAAGGUGUCCUUCUAAAUGACAGGAGGAUUGAAACUAGAUGAUCUUAAGGUCCCUUCCAGCCCAGGCCAUUCUAUGAUUUUAUGAAAUCUGGUGAAUAGGUGACCAUGAAUUUCAUAUGUUCCUUUCCUCAGUACUGCAGACUAAGCCCCACUUACUCUGCUGCAGCCUUCCUGUUCUUCUGGGAGUUUGGUACCAGAAGAAAUGGGAAUUGUGGUGCAAAGAAGGAAAACCACUAGAUUUAGCUUGAAACAUCUAGGCUUAUGCUCCAGCUGUCUAUAUUGCCCUGAGACAUCAGCUGUUGGUGAGGAGGAUAACAGCUGCGUGGUAUAAGGAGUGCAAAGUAAACACAGCAAAGUAAUGAAACUGCUUGCAGCAACGGGAACUGGGUUGUAGGUGACUUCAAACUCCAGCUGUGUUCAGAAAACAAGUUGGUGACUUCUCAUUAGAUGUCUUUUUCAGUGUGUGGCUGGUAUUCAGGGCAGAUAGUUUGGGUUUGGUUUUUUGGCUGGUGUGAUUGGUGCAAGUAAAACAGAACCCAUCUAGUAUGUGUAGUGGAGUUUGUGACACAGUGCAUGUCACUGAAGUCCACACAACAGUAUCAGUCAGGAGGGAGGUGGUCACGAAAAGGAGCCUGUGUUUCUGUGUUGCUUUGUGUCCUGAAGAGAGGGAGGGAGGUAAUGGUGUUCUUUCUUGCUCUUUAAAUGGCAUGUGUUUCUUUUUACUUAGAGCUGCAUUUUUCCCUGCACUGCCAGAAGAACUGGGUGGGGACCCAUUUAAAAGGACACCAUUGCGCAGCAUGGGCAAUGUUUAGCUAAUGAGAAUCCAGCUGGAAGCACUUACCAGUACCAGAGGUCCAGCCCCCUCCUCGUCAGAGCCAGGGCAGUGAGCACAGUGCAACCAGGAUGUGACCCAGAGCAGGGACAGUGGUGGAGAGCAGUGGCCUGUGUCUGUGCUGCCUGAUGUGUGCUUUGAUGAGGCAACCAGUAAUGCUGAACUCUGGGACAGGAGUUUUGCUUUUAUAAGUGGCAGCAGUGAGAAGCAGUACUGCUCUGAAUGCCAGCUUUGUCCUUUCUGGCAGUCUCAUCCUGUAAGCAGUAAACGUGUCCCCUGACCUGAGCUUCCCUCUCCAUCUCUCCUGCAGUCCAGCUGUGCUCUGCAGUUUUGCAUGCAUGGAUGGCACCAUCCACUCAAACACAAACACAUCUCCCUCCCAGCCUUUGUCAGGGAUGUCUUUUUCAUACAGAGUCUCCCAGGACAGCAGUCUCAGAGCCCUUGGGGCUGGUAGGGCUGUAUCCAUGGUAAAUACAAUAUGGCCAUGAACUCUUGGUGCUUUGGCAUUGCUGCAUCCUCCCAUUCCUCUCUGCUCCCAUAUCCUUGGGGCUCAGAGCUUCAGGAGAGAUGGGAUGUGAAAAUCAGGAGAUGUGGAGAUGUGGAGAUGGUGUGGGACAGCUGUCACCUUUCUAAACCAGCCUUCAGGAAGGUGCUUCAGUUCCACUGGGAUAGUUAGGGUCCAGUUAUGGAGCAGAGGGCACUGGAUUCUGGUCUGGAAUCUUUCCAGAGACAUGGUGUGCUCUAAGUAAACUGAAAGCGCCUCUGCACUUAGAAUCAUUAAGUUUAAAAAGACCUCAAAGAUCAUCAAGCCCAACUGUUAACCUGGCACUGCCAAGUCCCAGACUAAACCAUGUCCCAAAGUGCCACAUCUACAUGUAUUUUUAAAUACCUCUGGGGAUGUUGACUCAGCCUCUUUCCUGGGCAACUUAACCACUUUUCUGCUGAGCUUUUUUCCUCUCCUUUGAAAUAUGGACAGUAGUCUCUGGUUUGCUGUGAGCAAUAUCAGACAUGGCAGUUUCUGAGUGGUCAGGUGCUGUAUUUUCUCCUUUGUUCUUUGUGGUAGCUAUGGUACCUUCUGAUCAUCCUUGUGCUCAAGCAGUCAACUUCAGAGGUGGGAGGAGACAGGCAUCAGCUCCUGGGUAAUCUUGUUCUGCUCUUCUUGGGCAGAGACGCCAAGGAAGGAAAUCUGGAUUGGGGAACACUGGAAUGUGUUUUUUAUUUUUAAAACAAACCUGCAUCUCUAGUGUGACUCUAGCGUUCGCUGAGCCAUGAUUUCUCAUGCAAUGAAUGACUUGUGUAGGUUAUAGAGUGGGUUACUGUCCCCUGUCCCCCUCUCUGCAAUGAGAGCUGAGCUUCUCAGUGGGGCUUCAGAGGUUCAGGCUGGGGCUGAGGUGGGGAGAGGGUGAGAGUGAGAUGAGGUGAGGUAGGCCCAUGGUCAUGGGGGUUGCAUCAAGUGUCUCUUUGUUUUACCUGAUAUGAUAACCUGGUCUGUGGUGUUGCAGUACUUCGUCACCAGACUUGUUUUAGUGUGUAUAUAUGUGACCCCUCCCAUGAAGCAUAUAUACACAGGUAUUAAAUAUAUCGCUCUAUAUAAUAUUAUAUGUGUGUGGUAUCGAAGGAAUCUUUUAAAUGAUGGUAAAGGAAAAGGACUCAGGCCAGAAAAUGCAGCAUCUCCAGUUUAAAUAUGAAGCCUUUUAUUUGGGAUAGGGAAAGGGAAAUAAUAAAAGAGGGGAGGGUUUUGUAUAGAUAGGUAUAAACUCUGAGAUGGGACAGGUUUCUCUGUUCAUAUUUUUGAAACCCUUUAGGAUGCCCUUGCAGUUCCACCUCAGUGAGAGAGUAUUAUACUGCUAACUAGUGAGUAAAGUUUUAAUAUAAGGCUUUGCUUAUAUUAUUUAAAGGGACACUGUGAAAGGCAGGAAGUUUCACACUGACUUCCCUGGCUUGCUUUAUCAAACCAAGAGGGUUUUCUUCAGCAUAUUAUGUGCUCUCAGCAGAAAUGCUCAGUGCUCGCAGUUCUACAUCAGAUAAAUCACAAGUUGUAGGGGCUGCUUCAGUGGUGGGUUCACAAGACCCUGUGAUAACUCUCUCUUCUUUAUUUGUGUAAGAGAAGAAGAAGGAAAUUCUGCAGCACAGAACCAAAUUUGAGGGUUAUUAACAAAGAAAGUGAUGUUUUAAUUUUAUAACAUUAGAAGAAAAUCUCAUAUCCUGUAAAAUAACUACAGACAUUCAUACAGAACAGAAAUUUAUUAAAUGCUGAAGGGCUUAGUGAAAAUCUUUUCCCAAAUUCUUUGGUAGGGGCAGGAAUUUAGGUGACACCGACAUUGGAGUUAACCUGGCCUUUACAGGGAGAAGUAAAAAAUAAUGAUAAUAAAAAAACAAACAAAAAAACCCAAAAAUUACCCUACUUAGCUUGUAGGAAAACUGUAUGUCAAAAAUGGAUGGGUUUUAGCAAGUGAAAGGAAAAGAUUGCAAGGGGAUGCUGCAGUUCUGAGCUGGGUAGUAAUGAUUUUGAGUCCUUUAAUAUGUCUUUGUAUUAAUAUAAUUUAAGAAUACCACGCUUUACUAUUAAAAAAGAACUUAGUAUCUUUCAUAAGGUCUAGUAUCAGGAUAAUUAUGUAGAUGUUUUAACAACAUUUUUGUUUUUGUUCUUAAAUAAAGAAAGAAAAACCAAACUUGCUUAUUUUAGCCUUUGUAAUAGAAAAUAAAAGUGUGCACUUUAAACCCUCU